Saccostrea cuccullata (small rock oyster) is the source of this 2043-nucleotide messenger RNA. RefSeq lists its product as uncharacterized. Gene Ontology annotation, molecular function: protein binding. The coding region runs from base 90 to 770 and encodes 226 amino acids. The transcript has 4 exons. The record is from RefSeq and is a predicted model, not a curated record. Lineage: Eukaryota; Metazoa; Mollusca; Bivalvia; Ostreida; Ostreidae.
UUUAGGUCGAGUUGAGGUUGAAUGAUUGACUAUUUUCUUGACCAGAGUGAUAUAAUGGUAACCUGAAGGAGGUUUAUGCUUCGGUGACCAUGCUACAAGAAUGUUUGAAAGUGAAUAUCUUGGUUUUAUUUGUGGGGAUUUGUGCAAGUGUGAGGAACUGUACGUAUUUAAAAUACUGGGACAAUUCCUUGAAGAAAUGUCAGCCAUGUUCUAAGUGCCAGCUACCACAAAUUACAGGGACGCCAUGCACAAAUACAUCAGAUGUGGUCUGUAUGGACCUAAAGCAUUUAAACUUUACUUUUAUAGUGGAUGAUUCUCCCAAGGUAACAUCAAGACUUCCAUUUCAAAGAGAUCUUUUGUACUUGGAGGGAGAAAAUGAUACCUGGAGGCUGCUGGCGUAUAUCCUUAUUGGUGUACUGUGUUUUCUAGUCGUGACUGUUAUUGUGAGUCUGUUGGUGUCAUGGCACUGCAUCAAGAAGCGAAAAGCCACAAUGAAUAGAAAUUAUGUGGAGGGAGAAGGGGAGUAUGUGGUCAUUUGCCGACUUCCUGAUUUAGUCAGCCACUCCCCGCCUACAGAGAUCCCUGGAUCCCCACCACAGAGUCCCCACAGACGCUCCUCACGACGUUCCCGGUUUUACCGAAACCACAGAAUCUAUCGCCCACAGAGACGUCUAAUGAAUGAGUAUGUGGACGAAGUCUUUGAAUCGGAGGAUUCCGGAGGAUCGAGAUCCAUUCGGAUACCCCUUCACACGAUUCCAGAGGAUAUUUGAGAUGUCUGCUUCAUAGGAAAUUAUUAAAAUGUUUAGUAUAUAAUUUCUGUAGACUGCGAAAGAUUUUUUUAACCAAGUAGGAAUUAAUUAAAAGUUUAUAUGUACAAUUUUAUGAGUUCCAUUGGCGUGCGUUUGCAGUAUAAAAAGAAUCUCGCCUCUGAUAUAUAUUCAAAGUCCGAUAGUAUUAGUAUUUUGCCAUACGUCUGAUCUCAGUCUUGCAUAAAUAGACAUUUUUACCUUUAUUUGUAAGGUAGGGUAUUUAGUUUUGGUGUACAUAAAAAGCAUAAUAGAGAGUUUAUUUUUUAAAAAUGGUGAUUUUUUUCAUGUAAUUUUUCACGGCAUUUUCUUUAAAACAGAAAAAUCGUUGAUUUUAUUUAAAUACGAGUAUACCAUCAGGUUAAGAUCAUUGGAUAAUUCAGCUUUUCUGUUGUUAGAGUGGAAAAAAUUUAAGUUAAACAAGAAAAUCAACUUGUGUAAACAGGAAACUAUACGUACACCUAAGUAUGCUUAGCCAAUUGGUACCUCCAACGUAACUGGAAUUUUAUAGGGCAGACAAUUAAAAUACAAUGUAUUGGAUAGGUCACAAGAUGACACAAGUAUUUUAAGAUCAUCGUUAUUUUUUCAUUGGCAAUAAAUGCAGGAAGGAACUUAAUUAAGAUUAUCAGUACAUGUACCCUUAAUUUUUCCCUCUUAGAUUAUUUUUUUAAACGUAAUUCUGUUUUUUGCGGUUAUUUUUAAACUUAUAUAUUGACGGUGUUGACUUACUCUGAUGUACGAUUUCUUUGAAAAUGAAAAGGUUCAAAUCUAGGAUCAGUCCUGCAGCUGCAUUAGUUCAGUAUCAUGUACAUUUUCUGUUAAUUAAUUAAUUACACGUAUACUAAGAUACAGUUAAUUAUCUGGGACAUAUGAAUUUUUGCUUGUCUUAUUUAGAAAAACGUGUACAGUGUACAUAAGACAAACAAUAUGAUUUUGAAACAUGUAUGUUUAUUUGUUUUGACUAUAUGCAAGGCGUACAAUUUUACAAGAUAUUUCAAGGAUAUUGAAUAUUUGCCCGGUUCUGUUAAAGCAAAAGAAACAAUCUCAUAUGUACAUAUAAAUAGCUUUUUACUCAUUAAAGACAUCAACGUUUCGAUCCUUAUUUGUGUAUAAAAGCAAAAAUUUCUACUUAAGUUAUUCAUGGAAAGACCUGUCAUUUACAUGAUUAUAAGUAAAUUUGUGGGGUUUUUUUUUAAUACUUUAAAUUUUGAAGAAUCACAUGUAAAUAAGGCAAAUU